AUGGAAAUGCAAAAUGAGACUGAGUUGACUGAGUUCAUUCUUCUGGGUUUUUCACAUCUGGAAGACAUCCAUCUUUUACUCUUUGUGGCAUUCUUGAUAAUCUAUCUUUUUACUGUUCUGUGGAAUACUGUCAUCAUCAUAUUGGCUGUGGUGGACCAGAGGCUCAGCACCCCCAUGUAUUUCUUCCUUGGGAACCUCUCCUUUCUUGACAUCUGCUACACAACCACCACAAUCCCUCAGAUGCUGGAUCACCUUCUGGCUGAGAGAAGUAGCAUCUCCUACAUGGGCUGUGUGUUUCAGCUGUACUUUUUCUUCUCCUUUUUGGGAACAGAAUGCCUCCUUUUGGCAGUGAUGGCUUUUGAUCGCUAUGUUGCCAUAUGCAACCCUUUGCGGUACACAAUAAUUAUUGGCAAAAAUAUUUGCCUCCAGCUAGCCACAGCUUGUUGGGCUGGUGGCUUCCUCAACUCUGCCGUGCACACAGUCUAUGCCUUCCAGCUUCCUUUCUGUGGGGAAAACAACAUAGAUGCUUUCUAUUGUGAUAUUCCACCGCUGCUAAAGUUAUCAUGUGGGGACAUCUCCCUCAAUCAAAUGCUCUUGCUUUAUAUUGGCUUAUUUAUGGCGUGGACACCUUUUGUGAGCAUUCUUUUAUCUUACACCUACAUAAUUUCAACUGUUUUGAAGAUACGUUCAUCAGAAGGGAGACAGAAGGCAUUCUCAACUUGCUCCUCUCAUCUCACUGUGGUCCUUCUAUACUAUGGUAGUGCCAUCUUUACCUACUUAAGACCUGUUUCUUCUAAUUCAUCAGUUAAUGAAAAGCUCAUCCCAUUGCUGUACAGUAUCUUGACCCCUUUGUUAAACCCUAUAAUAUAUACCUUGCGGAACAAAGAUGUGAAGAAAGCAUGGCAAAAUAUGAUGGGGAAAUUAUUUUAA
This is a messenger RNA of Hemicordylus capensis (graceful crag lizard), 930 nucleotides long. Its product is annotated as olfactory receptor 5V1-like. The transcript has a single exon. Gene Ontology annotation, cellular component: membrane. Gene Ontology annotation, biological process: G protein-coupled receptor signaling pathway. Lineage: Eukaryota; Metazoa; Chordata; Lepidosauria; Squamata; Cordylidae. The record is from RefSeq and is a predicted model, not a curated record. The coding region runs from base 1 to 930 and encodes 309 amino acids. Gene Ontology annotation, molecular function: G protein-coupled receptor activity; olfactory receptor activity.